This is a messenger RNA of Brenthis ino (lesser marbled fritillary), 1206 nucleotides long. The record is from the annotation of a GenBank genome assembly. NCBI's taxonomy places the organism in Eukaryota, Metazoa, Arthropoda, Insecta, Lepidoptera, Nymphalidae.
AUGCUUCGCUACACUUAUACUUUAUUUUGUAUACUUUGUGUACUUUUUAAUAGUGAUGUGAUUUCCUCAAAACGAAUUUCUGGUAGACAUUCAUAUCCAAAGUCCGGUGGCCUUUCCGGUGGUGGCAGCCACUCUUAUCCGUCAUCCGGAGGUCUUUCGGGUGGUGGACAUGGAUAUCCGUCUUCUGGAGGCAGCCAUGGAUAUCCCUCUUCUGGUGGGUUGUCAGGCGGUGGCCAUGGGUAUCCAUCAUCUGGAGGAAGUCAUACUUACCCAUCAUCUGGGGGAAGCCAUAAUUAUCCUACCAAUACUAAUACGGGUAGUCAUGGAUAUCCAGCUGGGAAAGGACUAUCGGGCAACUCGCCAAGUCAUGCAGGUGCCUCUACUACAAAUGUGCAUUACCACUACAACUACAAUCCACCUCAACAAAUAAGAUACACACCUACACAUGGUGGGCCACCAGUAAGUUAUCCAGUUUAUCAUGGAACACCUCCAACCUAUGUUUAUAAAUAUAAGGACUCCGGAAGCAAAUAUGGCACCUUACUCACAGGAUUAGCCCUUCUUAAUCUUGGAACACUUGGUGUGGCUGCUUAUUCUCUGGGCAAAGGCCACAGUAACUCUGAAUACAAACCACAGCCUGGUGAGGUGUGUAAAUUCGGUAUAAAGAAAGAUAAUGGAGAUUAUGAAGAGACUAGAAUAGAAUGUAACUUGAUUUCAAGUUUUAUUUACCAAGAAGAAGCUAACCGCUCACAUAAUUCAGGAACAAAUGCCACUGUAGUAACAACAACAGUGACAAAUGUUACUACCGUGAACACAAAUGGUGUAGAUCAUCCACCUUCCCCAGUAAAUGCAAAUCCUCUAUAUGAAAUGCUACCCAAUGGUACAUUAGUGCCUGUUAAUUCAACUCUUGUUAAUACUACAGCCAUCUCAAAUAAUAUGACAUCUAAUGGUGGCAUGACUUCAGUUGUUACAAUUUCAACAACUAAUACCACAACAGUAAAUGCAAUAGAUGUGAAGGGUAAACCUAUUGAUGUGACUCCGGGAAUGCAGUGCUAUGUUAUAAGGCACAGUCCGUCCAGUAAUAUGAAAAAGGCAGUGCCCUGUGGAUUAUUACAAAGUUAUGCAAACCAAUCUCUAAAGAGGAAUUCAGCUAUGAGAAAUGUACCCAUUAUUUCUAUUUUUGCUGUGGUUUUGGCAAUGUGUGUUGCA